AUGCCUGAGCUAAAAAUAGCCACAUACAAUUCAUCGACACUGUCAAUGAAACUUCAGCAUGGGCGGAAUCAUAAAAUUUUUGGAUCAAAUGAAGAAGAUGCUGCGGAGAUGCUCAGAGAUGGUGAAGGAAGAUCAACUACAAGUACGAUAUGUGGGCAGAAGGUUGAAAGUAUCCCUGAUCUACUCUGUGAAAAGACACAGAAAACUAACAACCAGCCUGGUAUAUCAGUUGUGACUGUGGCAGAGGUUAAAAAGAGAGGGUUCAAGGAAAAAGAGGAGGUAGACAAUAAGCCAUGGACACGUGCAUACAGCAAACGUCGUCGUAUAGCACAUUUAGAAAAUGAUAAAGAAGUUACUGACCUCAGCAGACAUUGUCGGAGAGGUUAUGUUGAUGAUGUGAAAGAUAAGGAUGAAGAGUCGGAGGAGGAAAAAGAAGAUAAAGAUAGCGAGUCAGACGUUGCCAAUGAUAAUGACCUCCCUUCUGAAUUAAAAGGACAACAUGCCUCCCAGCUGCUCAGGAAGCUGCCAUAUUCAUGUCUUGGGAAAAACAUAUUCGAUCGACAGAGAAUCAUGGGACUUAUUAUCCAAGGAACCCAUUGUGUCUCGUGCCCCCACCAUUACUACUCCGAACCUGUCUGUACACAUCAUCAGAGUGUCUGUAGUGCGUCCAACCCAACUCAAUUGCCCGGUCCGGCUUGCCAUGGCAAGUUGAUGUCGUAUCGUAUUCGGCAUCUGCCGAGGUCUUCAUUUUCUUUCUUAAUUUGGCCGUGGAGUUUGACACCCUCGAACUAGUGGCAGAUAAUGCGUCGGACAAUUGAAGUAACGAUUUAGCACUCCCGAACGCAGCUGACGGUAAUGUACGUUGUGUUGCAGGAGAAUCCGAGGACGAAAUUCUGGAUGCAGCUUUUCCCCCAGUAGUUCCGGAUUGCAGAGAAAGCGUUUGGAGGCUAUGUGAUGAUGGGUGUGAUGAGGUAGAAGAGUUUUCAACUCUUUCAGGAAUGUCGAAAUUAUCAUCAUCAUCCAUUUCAACAUCAUCAUCGAAUGGGUUCAGAAGCGGCCGUAUCUGCUGAGGAAUCAUCGACGAGACUCGUUCCGUCAUGCUGUCAACAGUUGAGGGAUCUUUCCCACCCCCUUUUGCCAUCCUUUCACGCUUUUCUUCAGCAAUGUCCUUCUUUGCUCUCAUUUUAACAUUUUUCCAAAACGUCUUGAGCUGUGCUUUAUCUCGAUGGUGUACAUUUGUUCCGAGUUGUACUUUCUAGUAACACUGUCCCACGCAAGUUCCUUUUUCUUUGAAA
This is a messenger RNA of Lineus longissimus, 1295 nucleotides long. RefSeq lists its product as uncharacterized. NCBI's taxonomy places the organism in Eukaryota, Metazoa, Nemertea, Pilidiophora, Heteronemertea, Lineidae. The coding region runs from base 1 to 792 and encodes 263 amino acids. The transcript is spliced from 6 exons. The record is from RefSeq and is a predicted model, not a curated record.